Lolium rigidum is the source of this 2332-nucleotide messenger RNA. Its product is annotated as replication protein A 70 kDa DNA-binding subunit B-like. Gene Ontology annotation, cellular component: nucleus. Lineage: Eukaryota; Viridiplantae; Streptophyta; Magnoliopsida; Poales; Poaceae. Bases 196 to 1974 code for a protein of 592 amino acids. Gene Ontology annotation, biological process: DNA recombination; DNA repair; DNA replication. The record is from RefSeq and is a predicted model, not a curated record. The transcript is spliced from 16 exons. Gene Ontology annotation, molecular function: DNA binding.
CGCCGUUCGAGCUCCUCGCCGAAGCCGCCGCUCGACCUCGGAGCCGCCGCCGCUGCCAUGGAGGGAUUUGGUUGAGGUUGCUGUCCAUCAUAGUUUGCUGGAUCGCUGGUUCCUAAGUGAUUCCUCAGAUUGACCCGCUCCGUGCUCUGCUCCUUACAACCCGUUCCUUGGAUUUCUUGCAUUCUGUCUGCCAAGAUGGGUUUCGAUUCACUCUCUGACAUUUCUCCGGCUAGCAAGCACUGGUGCGUGAAUGUCCGAGUUGCUCGCAUGUGGGACUACUGUGGGACACGUGAUGGUCAGCCACCAAUUCACGUUGAUCUUGUGCUGAUAGAUGAUAAGGGUAAUGCCAUGUAUGCAGAAAUACCUGGUACCGAGGCAAAGAAGUUCAAAGACCUGAUUCACGAACAAGGAGUCUACUCUCUUAAAAAAUUCUUUGUGGCUACAAGCAAAUCCUCAUACAAGCCAUUUCCUGCUAAAUACAUGAUGAAGUUUACACCUUGGACAACUGUAAGUGAGAUGCAGGGUGUGCCUGACACAUUCCCUAUGCAUGUCUAUAACCUGGUUCCUUUUUGUGACCUCCCUUCACGUGUUGGAGCUCAGGAUUGCUUCACGGAUGUAUUGGGGCAGAUUGUGGGUGUUUCUAAGCUGGGUCAUGUUCACAUGUCAACUAACACAACUGCCACUCCUAAGCGGGUUAUUACUCUCAGAGAUGACAGGAACGCAGAGGUGAAGCUUGUCCUCUGGGGACAGAGGGCUAUUGAGUUCGAUGCGGAGCUUGUGUUUGACAACGGCCAGAAUACCCCUGUUGUUGGAGUCUUUGUGGGUGUGCUUAUGAAAUCUUACAACAAUGAUGAGACGCUGAGUGGUGGAUCUGCAUGUAGAUGGUACUUGAACGAAGACAUUCCUGAGAUUGACUCUUACUUUGAAAGGCUAGGUGAUGACUUCGCUAAAGUUCAGUGGAUUUCUACCGGUACUGAAAAAUUUGCUGUGCCGCGCAAUAGAGGUGAUCUUCCACACAAGACAGUUGCUGAGCUUAGGGAAUUGGAUCCAUGGGAAACAGAGGCUACAGACUUCCUCUGUACUGUGACAAUUUCAAGCGUGGCACCUGAACAGGCAUGGUGGUUCCAUUCAUGCUCCAAGUGCCACCGAUCAGCCACCUCUUAUGGAUCAGAAUACAAAUGCAACGGAGGCUGUGUUUCGACAAAAGCUUAUCCAAAGUACCGUCUAUGCCUUGUUGGGACCGAUGGCACCGGUACUGCCGAGUUUGUGUUCUUCAACCGUGUUGCUCAGCAGCUGGUUGGAAAAACAGUGAUGUCUCUCUUAAGAUCCCCCGGCCUUCCUCGUGAGAUUGCUGCCGUUGUUUGUCAGAAAUAUACUCUUGCUGUGUCGGUGACCCAGAAAAGUCUACAGCAGAGGAACAUAUCGUUCCAAGUCAAUGCAAUUGAAACUUUCUUUGGAAGGCAGAACUCUGUGCCACAUGACACCCGCGUCCCUGCUAUAACCUCUAUGCCACAGUCCACCCGCUUUCCUACUAUACUUCCCAUGCCUACGACAGACACAUCUUCACUCGAUCAAAUUCUUGGUGAGCCAGCUGCCGGUGACUCAUCUGUGGCUAUUCCUGACCUCCCUAUCCCCAAUGAAGAUGUCCCAAAGAAACCAGGUCCAGUUCGCACGCCACUUCGUAACCUUAAAAGAAAGCAGCCUGAAGAUCAUAGCCCUAGCACUCUCAAGAAUCCUCUUGCUAAUAAUGCUGCAAACACCUCUGUCACAGCUGUUGCGGACCUCACAGCUGAAGUCAACACUGCCGCUGAGACGGAAGGUUCCUCUUUAACUGCCAAGGAUACUGAGUCAGGCCUUGAAGAUGCAAACAACAAUGCGGCAAAGAAAAGUAAGGUGCUGACAAAUGUGGCUGAUCCUCCCUCUGCAACUCCCAGUGUUCGAAUUAAGAAGUCGCCGCUAAAGAAGGGAAAGUAGUGCCAUGUUGUCAUUCCCUAUCAAGGCUGCGUGCUCAUUUUGGAUCCAUGUUGGUGUUGCUGCACGCUCGUCCAUGUUAUUACGCUUUACUUUGCUUGUAAAUUAUGUGCCUAGGUGGACAUAAUGGUGAUAUGUAAUAUAUGCUCCAAACACCACCUUUAGUAUUAUACAGGUCUGCAUGACCUGAUAUCCUAUUAAACUAGACAAGAACAAGCCCACUCUAUGGUAUUGUAUUUAGGUUUACUGCAGAAACUGCUAUGUUGAUGGUGUUGUAUUUCGUUUUAGACAAUUCUAUGCUACCUUAUCUACCGGUUUAAUGCGUACAUGUUUUAAAGUAUCUACAUUAUUGUUAAUUUUA